CACGGCUAUACUGUUCACCUAAUCCCAAAGGGUCUAACCCCUCUUCGCCCCUUCCUUUCAAAGCUUUCCAGAGAAGCUUAGAACCUCAAGGUCAGUUGGUACCUUAGCUGGUCUGUCCUGGAAGGAAGACAGGUGGGCGCAAGGACGGGACGGGGGCAGAUAGAGAGAGCGAAAGAGUGUGUCUUUUUCCAAUCACCAAUCUGCUCCUCUGCUCCGCCUCAUCCAUCAACCCCUUUCUUUUACUUUCCCUUGACUCCUACCCAUCCCAAAACCCUGCCGUACCUUUUCCGAUACUGGAAAGAACUACCUUUCUUGCCGCGAUUGCCCGGAUCGAGCAGUCGCUGCAUGACUUGCAUUUGUUUUAACCAGAAAUUCUUGCUUCCGGCGAAUGCCUUUUUGCUGUUUGUUGGGUUGGUGAAAUCUGGAGUUCCGAUGAGAUCUGGAUGGUUCAGAAUGUGAUCUGAUGUCCAAGGUUUUUUAUUUGCUGAAUUUUGGAACAGAUGGCGUCGGCUCCGGCCGCGGCUCCGAUGUUUGAGCGCCACAGACUUGUAGCAUCUAACACGGUGUUCAAGAGCGGGCCCCUUUUCAUAUCAUCGAAAGGAAUUGGUUGGAAAUCUUGGAAGAAGCGUUGGUUUAUCCUUACACGCACUUCAUUGGUUUUCUUCAAAAGUGACCCUAGUGCAUUGCCUCAGAGAGGCGGUGAAGUUAAUAUCACUCUUGGUGGUAUUGACCUGAAUAAUUCUGGAAGUGUGGUUGUGAGGGAAGACAAAAAAUUGUUGACCGUCUUAUUUCCUGAUGGCCGCGAUGGAAGAGCAUUCACCCUUAAGGCAGAGACAAUGGAGGAUUUAUUUGAGUGGAAAACUGCUUUGGAACAAGCCCUGGCACAAGCUCCAAAUGCUGCCCUAGUUAUGGGGCACAAUGGAAUAUUUCGUAACGAUAAUAAUGAUUCGUUUGAAGGAUCGAUUCAGCACUGGAGAGACAAGCGGCCCAUAAAAUCAUUGGUCAUUGGAAGACCAAUUUUACUCGCACUAGAAGACAUUGAUGGGGCACCUUCCUUUCUGGAAAAAGCUUUACAAUUUUUAGAGAUUCACGGAAUAAAAGCAGAAGGGAUUUUGCGACAGUCGGCUGAUGUUGAGGAGGUUCAGUGCAGGGUUCAGGAAUACGAGCAAGGGAGGACAGAGUUUACUGCAGAGGAGGAUCCACAUGUCAUCGGUGAUUGUAUUAAACAUGUUCUCCGGGAGCUACCAUCAUCUCCAGUUCCUGCAUCCUGCUGUAAUGCGUUGCUGGAAGCAUAUAGAUUUGAACUUAGGGAAGACCGUUUGAAAGAAAUGCGUUCUGCAAUAUUGAAUACAUUUCCAGAGCCAAAUCGUAAGCUACUGCAGAGGGUUUUGAAAAUGAUGCACACCAUUGCUUUGCAUACUACUGAGAAUCGGAUGACUCCAUCUGCUGUUGCUGCUUGUAUGGCACCUUUGUUGCUACGUCCCCUUCUUGCUGGUGAAUGUGAACUAGAUGAUGACUUUGAUGCAAACUGUGGUACUUCUGCUCAGCUUUUAGCUGCUGCAAAUGCUGCGAACAAUGCUCAGGCCAUCAUCACAACUCUUUUGGAGGAGUAUGAGAAUAUUUUUGAUGGUUGUAAUCUUCAAAGAUGCUCUUUAUCACCAGGCUCUCAUAUUGAAGAUAGUGAUAGUGAAGAAUCUGAUGAAGAUGAACAUAUAAAUGUCAAGGAUGCUGGAUAUUGCAAUGCUGAGAAGGAUAAAGAUGCAGAAAUGAAUGUUGAUCCUGAACGCGUGCUUAGUGGAAAGCUGAGUGAAAGCAGUGGUUAUGCAGGCAGUGACCUUUAUGACUAUAAGGUUUUUGCCAGUGAUGAUUCAGAUGCUGAAUCUCUUACAGAUAAUAAGGAUUCAUCAACAAAGACCAGACCGCUUGGGGUUUCUCAAGAUAAUGGUGGACAUGGUCCACCAAACGAAAAUUUUGAUGACUCUUUCUCCAAGAAGGAUUCCCUAAAUGUGUUGCCUUUACGUGAAACUCCUCUUUCAAUGGGGGAGAUUUUGUCAUCAUUAGAUUCUGGGAUUCCUUUUCCCUCUCAUACAGCUGAAUAUUGUGUGGAUAGACAUGUGACUAAGCUCAAUGGGUCUCAUGGUCAUACAAAGAGGACCCCCAAUUUUUGGGGUCGUAACAAUGCCAGAAAGAAUCAUUCAAUGGAUUCUGUCGACUCAUCUGGUGAAGAAGAGCUUGCUAUUCAGAGGCUUGAAAUAACAAAGAAUGACCUUCGCAUGAGAAUUGCCAAAGAGGCCAAAGGCAAUGCCAUUUUGCAGGCUAGCUUGGAAAGAAGAAAGCAGGCAUUGCAUGAUCGUCGCUUAGCACUGGAACAAGAUGUGUCAAGGUUGCAAGAGCAGCUGCAAGCUGAGAGGGAUCUUAGGGCUGCCCUGGAGGUUGGGUUAAGCAUGUCUUCUGGGCAGUUUUCUAGUUCUAGAAGCAUGGAUUCCAAGACAAGGGCAGAACUUGAGGAGAUUGCACUUGCUGAAGCAGAUGUUGCUCGAUUAAAAAAGAAGGUUGCUGAACUGCACCUUCAGCUUAAUCAACAACGGCAACAUCAGUGUAGCUUUGUUUCUGAUGAUGCUGAUCACUAUCAACAUUUUCCAACGCAUCUUUCUCAGCCGAAAGUUGUUCAACAAGACUUCGACACUAGCCUUGCUUUUCUCAGCCAUGAGAAGAAGCAGAGAAAUGAGAAUAUAUCAGGAGGGUCAAAUUGGAGAAGUAUCAUCCCCCAAGCUCUACCUUUUCCUGGCAACAAUCAUUUAUCUUGUAAAAUUUCUCUUGAGGGCGGUCCUAGUGAUACAAAAGGAGUGGAAGCAUCCUCAAGCUUCUCAUCAGAGACCAAUCCCAUCAUGGCUAACACUCCCAAACUACCUGAGGGAACGGAGUAUCUGAGACAGCCUGCGGUGGCAUCCUCAACUCUUAUAGAACUAACUACACGUCUUGACUUCUUUAAAGAACGAAGGUCCCAACUCUUGGAGCAGUUGCAUAAUCUUGAACUGAAUCAUGGAAUGUCUUCUCAAGGAUUUGCAUAUGAUCCUUCCUCCCCCCCUUGGAACAGUCCAAGAUGAGAUGGUAUGAGAUGAUUCUUCUCUUCUCUUCUGUAUUUUCUUCAUUGAAGCUCUUUCUGCUGUAUUCACCAUUUUCGUCUUGUUUUGAAGACUUGUUAGGGUUGUAUGAAAUGCCUCCACUUACCAAUUUGUGACCACUUAGCAAUGUAAAUUAUGUCUAGGUUUUUUUUUUUGGUCCCAGCUUCUGUUGGUUUCUUGUCCUUGAUUAGCACUGUUAUUGUAAGAAUGUUAGGUAUAUGCUGUUUCUUUUAAAUUUUUUGUUAGUAUGUAAACAUGUACAAAUUUAUAUAUAGCUAAUCUCUUGCAAACA
Messenger RNA from Dendrobium catenatum, 3417 nucleotides. Its product is annotated as rho GTPase-activating protein 7. The record is from RefSeq and is a predicted model, not a curated record. Bases 501 to 3107 code for a protein of 868 amino acids. Gene Ontology annotation, biological process: signal transduction. The transcript is spliced from 22 exons. NCBI's taxonomy places the organism in Eukaryota, Viridiplantae, Streptophyta, Magnoliopsida, Asparagales, Orchidaceae.